AUGAAUGGUGACAAUGAAGAAUAUAAUGCUCUUACACGAGUACUAAAUGCCUAUUAUUUAUAUGAAGACUACGCUCGCAAAGAGUUAUUAUCACCAAGAAGAUUAAAAUGGAAAAGUUUAACCCAAGAAGAACAAUCAUUAUUACCAUGGUUUCCUGAAUAUCUUCAGGUACUUGAGCAUUGUAUUAAACUAAAUGGAGAAUUCACUAGAAACUUAGCAACCACGGUGGCUAAUGAUUGGGGUGCAAGUUCUGAUCCAAGUCAAUGGGCACAAUGUGGAUAUGAAGAUUAUGAUAAAGUUAAAUAUGUUUUCAAGCAAAUGUUACGAGAAUGGUCAGAGGAUGGGCAUGAGGAAAGAGAUGUAUCAUUCAAUAGGAUUUUCCAAUAUUUAGAGACAAAAUAUCCAAAUGUUGUUGAACGUCAACAUGUCAAGAUUUUAAUACCAGGUUCAGGAUUGGGUCGAUUGAAUUUUGAAUUAGUUAAAAGGGGGUUUUGGUGUCAAGGUAAUGAAUUUUCAUAUCAUAUGUUGUUGGCUUCGAAUUUUUUAUUAAAUCAUUCAUAUACAAGAAACCAUUAUUCGAUAUUCCCGCUGAUUCAUAAUUUUUCAAAUCAAUUGAAUAGAUCAUUACAAACAAGACCAAUUUUCAUACCAGAUCUUCAUAAUCAAACCGAAUUGAUUAAUUUACAAACUGAGUUCCCCUCGAUCCCCGUGGGGGAAUUAAUGUCAAUUGCUUCAGGUUCUUUUACUGAUCUUUAUGGACCUGAUGAUUUAUCUAUAUCUGAUCAUUAUUCCAAAGAUCAAAAUGCAAGUGAAUUUAGAUUACAAAAUGCAAAUCAGUUUGAUAUAGUGAUUACACAUUUCUUUAUGGAUACUGCAUCAAACGUUAUAGAGUAUUUGAAAACUUUAAAUCAUACAAUUAAACAAGGAGGUGAAUGGAUAAAUUUUGGUCCAUUAUUAUGGCAUUUUGAAGAUGCUGAGGAUGUUGUUGAGAUUAUUAAACAAGAUGGAACUAAAGUCCCCACACCUGUCAAGGGUUUAGAAUUAACAAAUCAAGAUUUUUUAGAAUUGGCUCAAAAUUGGUUUGAAUUUAAACAUCAUGAGAAACAGAUAGAAGUUGGAUAUAGUUCUGACCCUAAAGGGUUAGGAGGAUGGAAAUAUAAAUGUGAUUAUUGGAUAGCUACAAAGAAAUAA
Molecule: messenger RNA, 1191 nt
Organism: Hansenula anomala
Lineage: Eukaryota; Fungi; Ascomycota; Saccharomycetes; Phaffomycetales; Wickerhamomycetaceae
Product: S-adenosylmethionine-dependent methyltransferase
Exons: 2
Coding region: 1-1191 (396 amino acids)
Molecular function (GO): S-adenosylmethionine-dependent methyltransferase activity
Source: RefSeq, a predicted model, not a curated record